AUGAGAUCUCGAAACCAAGGUGGAGAAAGUUCAUCUAACGGGCAUGUCUCCUGCCCCAAGUCCUCCAUCAUCAGCAAUGCUGGUGAUAAAGGUCCCUCGGAAGAGGCAAAAAAGAACAAGGCAAAUCGGAAGGAAGAUGAUGUCACGGCUUCGGGAACUGUCAAACGGCACCUCAAACCAUCUAGAGAAAGUGAAAAAAAGACCAAGAAGACUCUGGAGUUAUCCAAGGAGGACCUCAUCCAGCUCCUGAGCAUCAUGGAGGGGGAGCUGCAGGCUAGAGAAGAUGUGAUCCACAUGCUGAAGACUGAGAAAACCAAGCCGGAGGUUCUGGAGGCACAUUACGGAUCUGCAGAGCCAGAGAAAGUGCUUCGGGUCCUGCACCGAGAUGCCAUCCUCGCUCAAGAGAAGUCCAUAGGAGAAGAUGUCUAUGAGAAACCCAUCUCAGAGCUGGACAGACUGGAGGAAAAGCAGAGGGAGACAUACCGCCGCAUGCUGGAGCAGCUGCUGCUGGCAGAGAAGUGUCACCGGCGUACCGUGUACGAGUUGGAGAACGAGAAACACAAGCACACUGACUACAUGAACAAGAGCGAUGACUUCACCAACCUGCUGGAGCAGGAGCGAGAGAGGUUGAAAAAGCUCCUGGAGCAAGAAAAGGCUUACCAAGCCCGCAAAGAAAAAGAAAAUGCUAAGCGGCUCAAUAAACUCCGAGACGAACUUGUGAAACUCAAGUCCUUCGCACUCAUGCUGGUGGAUGAGAGGCAGAUGCACAUUGAGCAGCUGGGCCUGCAGAGCCAGAAAGUCCAGGACCUCACUCAAAAACUGAGGGACGAGGAGGAGAAGCUCAAAGCCAUCACCUACAAAUCCAAAGAAGACCGCCAGAAACUGCUCAAGUUAGAAGUGGACUUUGAACACAAGGCCUCCAGGUUUUCCCAGGAACAUGAAGAGAUGAAUGCCAAACUGGCUAACCAAGAGUCUCACAACCGGCAGCUUCGACUCAAGCUGGUUGGCUUCUCGCAAAGGAUUGAAGAACUGGAGGAGACCAAUAAAAAUCUUCAGAAGGCAGAGGAAGAACUUCAGGAGCUCAGGGAUAAAAUUGCCAAAGGCGAAUGUGGCAACUCCAGCCUCGUGGCGGAAGUGGAGAGUCUGCGGAAACGUGUGCUGGAGAUGGAAGGCAAGGACGAGGAGAUCACGAAGACAGAGGCCCAGUGCAGGGAGCUGAAGAAGAAGCUCCAGGAGGAGGAGCACCACAGCAAGGAGCUCCGACUGGAAGUGGAGAAGCUGCAGAAGAGGAUGUCUGAACUGGAGAAGCUGGAGGGAGCCUUCAGCAGGAGUAAGUCGGAAUGCAGCCAGCUCCACUUGAACCUGGAGAAAGAGAAGAACCUGACCAAAGACCUGCUGAACGACCUGGAGGCGGUCAAGGGUCGCGUGAAGGAACUGGAGUGCUCCGAGAGCAGACUGGAGAAGGCCGAAUUAAGCCUCAAAGAUGACCUCACGAAGCUGAAGUCCUUCACUGUGAUGCUGGUAGACGAAAGGAAAAAUAUGAUGGAGAAAAUAAAGCAAGAAGAGAGAAAAGUGGACGGGUUGAAUAAAAACUUUAAAGUGGAACAGGGGAAGGUUAUGGACGUCACGGAAAAACUAAUUGAGGAAAGCAAGAAGCUUUUAAAACUCAAGUCGGAAAUGGAGGAGAAGGUGGACAGCUUGACCAAGGAGAGAGACGAGUUGAUGGGUAAGCUGCGAAGCGAAGAAGAGCGGUCCUGUGAAUUAAGCUGCAGUGUCGACUUGCUCAAGAAGCGGCUUGACGGCAUAGAGGAGAUGGAAAGGGAAAUACACAGAGGUAGGUCGUGCAAGGGGCCCGAGUUCACCUGCCCAGAGGACAAUAAGAUCAGGGAACUGACGCUUGAAAUCGAGAGACUCAAGAAGCGUCUCCAGCAGUUGGAGGUGGUAGAAGGGGACUUGAUGAAGACCGAAGACGAGUAUGACCAGUUGGAGCAGAAGUUCAGAACCGAGCAGGAUAAGGCAAACUUCCUCUCCCAGCAGCUGGAGGAAAUCAAGCACCAAAUGGCCAAGAACAAAGCCAUAGAGAAAGGAGAGGCUGUGAGCCAGGAAGCCGAGCUGCGACACAGGUUUCGGCUGGAGGAGGCUAAAAGUCGUGAUUUACAGGCUGAGGUGCAGGCUCUCAAGGAGAAGAUCCAUGAGCUGAUGAACAAGGAAGACCAGCUGUCUCAGCUCCAAGUCGACUAUUCGGUCCUUCAGCAAAGAUUUAUGGAAGAAGAAAAUAAGAACAAGAAUAUGGGGCGGGAGGUUCUCAAUCUGACCAAAGAGCUGGAGCUCUCCAAGCGCUACAGCCGCGCUCUCAGGCCCAGCGGGAACGGCAGGAGGAUGGUGGACGUGCCAGUGGCUUCCACCGGCGUGCAGACCGAGGCGGUGUGCGGGGAUGCUGCGGAGGAGGAGACCCCGGCUGUGUUCAUUCGCAAAUCCUUCCAGGAAGAAAAUCACAUCAUGAGUAAUCUUCGACAGGUCGGCUUGAAGAAACCCAUGGAGCGGUCCUCCGUCCUCGACAGGUAUCCCCCGGCAGCAAAUGAGCUCGCCAUGAGGAAGUCUUGGAUUCCUUGGAUGAGAAAAAGAGAAAACGGCCCCUCUACCCCACAGGAGAGAGGGCCUCGGCCGAACCCAGGUGCAGGGCACCCCGGGGAGCUGGUCCUAGCACCAAAGCAGGGCCAGCCCCUGCACAUCCGCGUGACACCGGACCAUGAGAACAGCACUGCGACCCUGGAGAUCACAAGCCCCACAUCUGAAGAGUUUUUCUCUAGUACCACCGUCAUUCCUACCUUAGGCAAUCAGAAACCAAGGAUAACCAUUAUUCCAUCACCCAAUGUCAUGUCGCAAAAGCCCAAAAGCGCAGAUCCUACUCUCGGCCCAGAACGAGCCAUGUCCCCUGUCACUAUUACUACUAUUUCCAGAGAGAAGAGCCCGGAUAGUGGAAGGGGUGCUUUUGCAGACAGGCCCGCGUCUCCCAUCCAGAUCAUGACAGUGUCUACGUCCGCAGCUCCCCCUGAAGUCGCUGUCUCUCCUGAACCCCAGGAAGUGCCGAUGGGAAGGACUAUCCUCAAAGUUACUCCGGAAAAACAAACUGUUCCGACCCCGGUGCGGAAAUACAACUCCAAUGCCAAUAUCAUCACCACGGAAGACAAUAAAAUUCACAUUCACCUGGGUUCUCAGUUUAAACGAUCCCCGGGGCCUGCCACUGAAGGCGUGAGUCCAGUUAUCACUGUCAGACCUGUCAAUGUGACAGCUGAGAAGGAGGUCUCUACAGGCACAGUCCUUCGCUCUCCCAGGAACCACGUCUCUUCACGACCUGGUGCUAGCAAAGUGACCAGCACUAUAACCAUAACCCCGGUCACAACAUCAUCCACACGAGGAACCCAGUCGGUGUCAGGACAAGAUGGGUCAUCUCAGCGGCCUACACCCACCCGCAUUCCUAUGUCAAAAGAAAGCAUCAUCAUUCACCAGUUGCGAAUGAGCUCCCGAUGAGAUUGCCAAGCACAGCCCUCAGUCAUCACUAAGGUCCUCAAUGCUACUGAUGUUGACUGGAAACACCUUAUGACUUCCAGUGAUGGUUUUUGUUUUUGUUUUUUUGAGGAUACAAUUUAACAGUUAAAAACCACAUUGUGGAUGAUAUGAACAUAUGUAGCAAAAGCUAUUGAAUCUUUGUGCCAAAGAAAGUUUUCUUCUCUUUGCAAAGCUUUCAGGUCUGUGGGCACAUGCUGUAUAAUUUAUUUUUAUAAAAAAUUUUGUAAUGUGAUUUUUUCCCUAAAAUGUUUCUUUUCUCAUAGUCGAUGGCACAUAUAUCUGUAGAUUACACUGUCAGUUCUUCAAAGUAUUGAUAUUGUGUAUUCAAAAGGUUAACGUAUCAUUUUCUUUUUAUUAGUUUGUUAUUUUUAAGGAAAGCAAAGCACAACACUCUAUUUCCCUGGGCAACUUUAAGAGGUAAAACCUAGAAACAGUAGAUUCCUGGGGUUUUAUUACUCAUAUGAUGCUAUGGUGGUUCAUAUGAUAGUGGUUCAACACUGAAACUGGUUUGCUGACUUAGGAGUUUAAGUACUUAAAACCAAUCUGGGUCUCCCACCAGUGUUCUGAAUGGGAAACAAACAGCUUCGACUGGCAGUUCAAUUUUAUUUCCAUCUGCAUUAUUUAUGUGUAGACAACUUUAUAGUGACUGUGAUGUCAGGGAGUUUCCCACAUAUGACUCCCAUCCUAUGAAAACUUGCAAAUAAAAACUGACCUAGAAAAUGUCAACAUUUUUUUUUAAAUAGGGAGACCCAAAUGUAGAUAAUUGUUUCCCUUUGAUUUUGAUUGCCUUUCAUAACUGUGUAGGUCAGAGAAAAAGUUAUCUACUUCUAUUCUUCUGCUUGGUACAGGUUCUUGCUGUGUAUGCCUAGCUGGACUAAAACUAGCUGUGUAGGCCAGGCUGGUCUUGAACUCAAGAGAUCUGCCUGUCUGUGCCUCUCGUAA
Messenger RNA from Cricetulus griseus (Chinese hamster), 4512 nucleotides. NCBI's taxonomy places the organism in Eukaryota, Metazoa, Chordata, Mammalia, Rodentia, Cricetidae. The record is from RefSeq and is a predicted model, not a curated record.